UGGGCUAAUCCAUUAACACGAGGCAAAAACAAAGGGAGGGGAUAAUAUAUCAUCUAACCCACUUGCCCCUAUCAUAAUUGAUUGAUUGAAUGAAGUUACUUUUUUAUUAACUUUUUUAUUUAUUUAUUUUGAUCUCAUCACUAGUCACUACCAGUAUUAAUUAAUAGUCCUCCAUACAUUUCCUGUUUCCGAGGACCUUCAAGUUUCUACGGCAUAACGAGAGACGGCGAAAGAAAGAAGGAAAGAGAAAAGAACAUUCAACAAUGGCGAAGAGAAACGCCAUUUCUGUUUCUGUGCAUGUUCUAGUGCUCUCUCUGUUGGCAGCUUCGGUGGCGAUUGCGGGAAGAGAAAGAACAGAGACUCUUUUGAAGAGCUUUGGAAAUCCGAGUAUCCUUGGACCUUCUUUCAAUCAAAUUCAUGAUACUUCCAAGUAUGGGAUUUUGCAGCUCAACAAUGGCUUGGCCAGAACUCCUCAGAUGGGAUGGAGUAGCUGGAAUUUCUUUGCAUGCAAUAUCAACGAAACUGUCAUUAGGGAAACAGCUGAUGCGCUUGUCUCAACGGGCUUGGCUGAUUUAGGUUAUGUGUAUAUAAAUAUAGAUGAUUGCUGGUCUUCUUUAACUCGGAAUUCAAAGGGGCAGUUGGAACCUGAUCCAAAAGCUUUUCCAUCAGGAAUUAAAGCUGUCGCUGAUUACGUACAUGCAAAGGGCCUUAAGCUUGGAAUUUACUCUGAUGCUGGGGCUUUUACAUGUCAAGUUCGACCAGGAUCAAUUUUUCAUGAAAAUGAGGAUGCAGAGCUGUUUGCUUCUUGGGGUUUAGAUUACUUGAAGUAUGACAACUGUUUCAAUCUAGGCAUCAAACCACAAAAACGAUAUCCUCCCAUGCGUAAUGCCUUAAAUGCAACCGGACGUACUAUUUUCUAUUCCAUUUGCAACUGGGGUGUGGACGACCCUGCUUUGUGGGCUGGAAAGGUUGGAAAUAGUUGGCGUACAACAGAGGACAUCAACGAUACAUGGGCAAGUAUGACCACCAUAGCCGAUUUGAACAACAAGUGGGCAGCAUAUGCAGGACCUGGUGGAUGGAACGAUCCGGAUAUGUUGGAAGUCGGCAAUGGAGGCAUGACUUGUCAAGAGUACCGUGGUCAUUUUAGUAUCUGGGCGUUGAUGAAGGCUCCUCUUAUAAUCGGUUGUGAUGUGAGGAGCAUUAGUGCAGAAACUAUUGAGAUUUUAAGUAAUAAAGAGGUGAUUCUUGUCAACCAAGAUCGACUUGGGGUUCAGGGAAGAAGAGUUGACGCUUCAGGACCAGAAGGUUGCAGUCAGGUUUGGUCGGGUCCAUUAUCUGGAGAUCGCUUAGCUGUUGCUCUUUGGAAUCGCUGUUCGAAGACAACAACUAUUACAGCCCAUUGGAAAGCACUGGGGCUUCAACCCAGAACUAGCGUCUCAGUGAGAGAUUUGUGGCAGCACAAAGACAUUGCAGCCGGAGUAGUUUCGUCGUACAGUGCUCGAGUCGAGAGUCACGACUCUCAUCUCUACAUAUUCAGUCUCCACACUUCGGCUGUCAAGAAGAUCUAGCCCCCUGCAGGAGCUUGGACCACUUUGAUAUCGUAAACAACACUUGAUAAAUUAGCACGUUGCAAUAAUUGUAUACAAUAAUUGCAAAACAUCAGUCACGUAAAGGGUCACUUUGGUGUCAUCAAUAGUGACCCUUUUCCACGCUUGUCCUGUACUUACUAAAGUUGAUGUCGUUCUGAUCCAAUAAAUAUUAUCUUUCCAUUAA
Messenger RNA from Morus notabilis, 1773 nucleotides. Its product is annotated as alpha-galactosidase 3. Gene Ontology annotation, molecular function: hydrolase activity, hydrolyzing O-glycosyl compounds. Gene Ontology annotation, biological process: carbohydrate metabolic process. Lineage: Eukaryota; Viridiplantae; Streptophyta; Magnoliopsida; Rosales; Moraceae. Bases 264 to 1568 code for a protein of 434 amino acids. The transcript is spliced from 15 exons. The record is from RefSeq and is a predicted model, not a curated record.